Molecule: messenger RNA, 993 nt
Organism: Ostreococcus tauri
Lineage: Eukaryota; Viridiplantae; Chlorophyta; Mamiellophyceae; Mamiellales; Bathycoccaceae
Product: ATP12, ATPase F1F0-assembly protein
Exons: 1
Coding region: 1-993 (330 amino acids)
Biological process (GO): mitochondrial proton-transporting ATP synthase complex assembly
Cellular component (GO): mitochondrion
Source: RefSeq, a predicted model, not a curated record
AUGUCGCACGUGUUCCGUCGAUCGCUUCGAACCGCGCUCGCGCUGGCGUCGAGCGCGCGCGCGUACCCGUGGGCGCGAUGCGCGACGUCGCGAGCGCUGUCGACGAGCGCGAACGACGAGGAGAAGCGCGCGGAGAUUGAUGAUGACUCUGAGGCUGCGGCGCGGGACGCGUACAGCGCGAACCUGGCGAUGCGGGCGGCGCGCGCGCGGAAGAUGGGCACAAAGAUCGGAGAGGCGUCUUCGGAGCGCGUGAGCGCGACGAUGCGCGCGGACGGGACGGCGCCGAAGUUUUAUGAGGAGGUGAGCGUGCGGCGGGACGACGCGAGCGGGACGUGGCGGGUGACGCUGGACGAGCGACUGUUGCGAACGCCGAGAAGAAAUGAGUACACGUUCGGAACGAAGGCGCUGGCGGUGGCGAUCGCGAUGGAGUGGGACGCGCAGACGGAUCACGUGGCACCGUUUACGAUGCCGCUGACGCAGCUGAGCGCGACGGCUCUGGACCACAUGUGGGAGCGAGAGACGCGCGAGUUGCACGUCGAGACGCUGCUGAAACACUUUCGCACGGACGUGGUACGAGUGCGAUCGAUGGAUGAGGCGGUGGCAAAGCGACAGGUGGAGACGCACGCACCGAUUCUGAAGUGGGCGGAGAAAGAGUUUGGCGAGGUGGAGGUUUCGGAUUCCAUCUUCGGCCCAGAGACGAGUGAUAAGACCUUGGAGGUGCUCCGAAAGCGCUUGAACGCGAUGUGUCCGUGGGAACUGACGUGUGCAUUUGCGUUGAGCGCGGCGACGAAAUCGCUUUUGAUCGGUUUGAAGACGCUCAGGGGUGAGUUGUCGGUGGAUGAAGCCAUCGCGGCGGCGCGCGUCGAGGAAGAGACGCAAAUCGAAGAGUGGGGGUUAGUCGAGGGUGGGCACGAUUUGGAUCAAUUAGAUAUUCGGGUGAAAGUCGCGGCGCCAGUUAUGCUGAUGAAGCUGCGCGCCGAUAAUGGCGAAUGA